UGUAACAAAAAUGGCGCGACGUUUGGGAGAGGUAACGACUAUCAUCUAAUUUAAUUCUUUAUUUUCUGUCUUCAUUAAUUAUUUAAUCUAACCAAAGCAUAACUUAGGCGUUGCUGUCUUGAGUUACUUUAAAUACCUAGCUGCAAACGCAAAGAUAGAGCACACAGUGAAUGUUGUCGGAUAUAUUUAUUUAACGUUAGCUAGCUGGAAUGCUUUUUCAUCAGCUGUUGAGAUGUGCCCAGCGUGUUGGAGAGUCAUCUAGGGUUGUCAGUGGACUCUUCUCCCAUUGUACCCGGACCUCCUUGAAUACUUUCUCCACCUCCAAUGUCUCUCCAGCUCGCAAGAAAAGCAGUCCAUACAGUUCCGUGGACAGCGGACGCUACUCCUCACUCUUCAAGUCAGUUGUGUCCCACAGAGUCAGUGCUCAAACUCCCGACAUCAUAGAGGAGCAAGAUGUUCAAAUCUACGGACCUGUGAUAAAAUCCCCAACACCAUCUAAUCGAAACACAACACCUUCCAAAAUGCCUAAAAUCCUCCACCCGUUGCUCAACCAAGAUCGGCUAUUUGAUUUUGGCGAAACUGAGCUUGGAGGGGCUCCAGCCAGAAUUAUCCUACAGAGGGGUCAGGACAGGGGCUCAGUGCCCAGUGUGACCCGUAUCCUACAGGAGACUAUGUCCCCGGAGCAACAGUUUUACCUGGAGAGAUGGAGGAGAAAGAUGAUAGCUCAACUGGGAGAGGAUGGCUUUAAGGAAUACAGUCAGAAUCUCUUCAGGCAAGGGAAGCUUUUCCAUACGGCCGUGGAGAGUGUUCUCCCGUUGACGACAAAGGAGGUACCGGGGGAAGAUCCUGAGGAGGUACCAGAGAUGCAUUCGGAGGUAGAGGGAUACAUGGAAAGUGUACGCCAUGUACUGGAGGACGUUAGGGGAGUGAGAGCCAUCGAGAGCCGUGUACAACAUGAAAAACUAGGCUAUCUGGGGAUUGUGGACUGUGUGGCUCUCUACAGGGGUGUGCUGUGUGUGAUCGAUUGGAAGACAUCGGAGAGGUCUAAACCUUUCCUCAGCAACACCUACGACAACCCUCUACAGGUGGCAGCCUACGUUGGGGCCUUAAACAACGACGUGAACUACAACUACCAGGUUGAGAAUGGACUGAUCGUGGUGGCCUAUAAAGAUGGCUCCCCAGCCCAUCCUCAUCUCCUGAGCUCAGACCAGGUACUACAGUACUGGGAGAGAUGGCUGGUACGACUGGAGGAGUACACCGAGAGGAGGUGAAGGAGUGGUGUCUUUGCUGCUUGAUGUAGCAGAUGGACCUAGAAGUACUCUCACCCCCAGAUACAGAAAGUACCUUGGCUUUUCUGACACUCGGUCACAUUUGACUGGUGACUUGGACAAAGGAGUGUCACAGUCCGCUCAGAAACAGACAAUUUAGCAUGUUUUACUCUGACCUGUGACAGUCUUUUUGCGUCAUUGCCCGAUUUUGAGCUUGACAAGUUUGAAAACAGUUCUUAUUUGAGUGUAGUGUUGUGUUACCUCAAGGUUGUAUUCAAGCUAGAAAAUGCACCGCUUACACUGUGUUGAGACUGUUAAAUUGUUGUACAGUACAACAUUUUGUCUCGUCUAAACUUUUUGAGUUGUUUUGCUUUUAAAGUAUAAAACAUCACAUCUGAGGAAAUCGAACCACUGGGUGGUAGCAUCAGCCUGUGAAAAGUUCAGCAAUCAACUAACAAAGGUGAACGAGAGAUGGUUUCUAUUUUUAGUUUUAUACAAUAAAACGAUUUAAAUUUUAACCCUCCAUUUCAGUUAUUGAAUUAACAUUUACCAAUCAGAUCUCUAAACACAACACUGAUAAAAUGUUAUAGUUAAGAAUACGGCAGGCGGCAGGGUAGCCUAGUGGUUAGGGUGUUGGACUAGUACCCGAAAGGUUGCAAGUUCAAAUCCCCGAGCUGACAAGGUACAAAUCUGUCGUUCUGCCCCUGAACAGGCAGUUAACCCACUGUUCCUAGACCGUCAUUGAAAAUAAGAAUUUGUUCUUAACUGACUUGCCUGGUUAAAUAAAGGUAUUGUUGUGUUCUACUAUAAACCACACAGCUUACACUAAAAAUGAGCAUGGACAAACACAACUUAAUCUUCGCUAGUGUUAAAGGUAUUUGAAUCAUGUUCUCAUUUAAAACUGCGACCUGGCCAAGAUAAAGCAAAGCAGUGUGACACAGAGUUACAGAUGGAAUAAACCAGCCAAUAACACAAUAAACAAGUCAAUGACACAGUAGAAAAAAUAAAGUCUAUAUACAGUGUGUGUGAAAGGCAUGAGGAGGUUGGCAAUAAAUAGGCCAUGGUAGCAAAGAAUUACAAUUUAGCAGAUUAACACUGGAGUGAUAAACGAGCAGAUGAUGAUGUGCAAGUAGAGAUACUGGUGUGCUAAAGAGCAGAAACGUAAAUAAAACAGUAUGGGGAUGAGGUAACUGUUCGCUGCUCUGGCCCCCCAAUGGUGGAACAAACUCCCUCACGACGCCAGGACAGCGGAGUCAAUCACCACCUUCCGGAGACACCUGAAACCCCACCUCUUUAAGGAAUACCUA
This is a messenger RNA of Oncorhynchus masou masou (cherry salmon), 2575 nucleotides long. It is a transcript of the gene mgme1, whose product is annotated as mitochondrial genome maintenance exonuclease 1. The transcript is spliced from 4 exons. Gene Ontology annotation, molecular function: single-stranded DNA exodeoxyribonuclease activity. NCBI's taxonomy places the organism in Eukaryota, Metazoa, Chordata, Actinopteri, Salmoniformes, Salmonidae. Gene Ontology annotation, biological process: mitochondrial DNA replication. Gene Ontology annotation, cellular component: mitochondrion. The record is from RefSeq and is a predicted model, not a curated record. Bases 210 to 1271 code for a protein of 353 amino acids.